Molecule: messenger RNA, 3366 nt
Organism: Mus musculus (house mouse)
Lineage: Eukaryota; Metazoa; Chordata; Mammalia; Rodentia; Muridae
Gene: Cdc40
Product: cell division cycle 40
Exons: 15
Coding region: 69-1808 (579 amino acids)
Biological process (GO): mRNA splicing, via spliceosome; embryonic brain development
Cellular component (GO): post-mRNA release spliceosomal complex; catalytic step 2 spliceosome; U2-type catalytic step 2 spliceosome
Source: RefSeq, marked validated
GACAGGACCUGGGAGACGCUGCUUCUUCCGCCUUGGCCUGGCCUUAGCAGAGAGUAUCUGUUGCAGUCAUGUCGGCUGCGAUUGCAGCUCUAGCUGCUUCGUAUGGCUCGGGCUCGGGGUCCGAAUCGGAUUCGGACAGUGAGGGCAGUCGGUGUCCGCUGCCAGCCGCGGACUCUCUCAUGCACUUGACCAAAUCGCCUUCAGCCAAGCUCUCUCUGACCGUGGCGGUGGACUCGGCUCCGGAGGUGGCAGUUAAGGAAGAUCUGGAGACUGGAGUUCACCUUGACCCUGCUGUCAAAGAAGUUCAGUAUAAUCCCACCUAUGAGACCAUGUUCGCUCCUGAGUUUGGACCAGAAAAUCCCUUUCGAACACAGCAAAUGGCUGCCCCUAGAAAUAUGCUUUCUGGGUAUGCAGAGCCAGCACACAUCAAUGACUUCAUGUUUGAACAGCAAAGAAGGACAUUUGCUACGUACGGCUAUGCACUGGACCCUUCGUUAGAUAAUCAUCAGGUGUCUGCUAAGUAUAUUGGCUCUGUGGAAGAAGCGGAGAAGAACCAAGGCUUAACUGUAUUUGAAACUGGUCAGAAGAAAACAGAAAAGAGGAAAAAGUUCAAAGAAAAUGAUGCAUCUAAUAUUGAUGGUUUCUUGGGACCAUGGGCAAAAUAUGUGGAUGAAAAAGAUGUGGCCAAACCUUCAGAAGAAGAACAAAAGGAAUUGGAUGAAAUCACAGCAAAGAGGCAGAAAAAAGGCAAACAGGAAGAAGAGAAACCUGGGGAGGAGAAGACAAUCUUACAUGUUAAAGAAAUGUAUGACUAUCAAGGCAGGUCCUACCUUCACAUACCUCAGGAUGUUGGUGUUAAUCUACGGUCAUCUGUGCCACCUGAAAAAUGUUACCUUCCCAAAAAACAAAUUCACGUGUGGUCUGGACACACAAAGGGUGUCAGCGCCGUCAGGCUCUUUCCUCUUUCUGGACAUUUGUUGCUGUCUUGCUCCAUGGACUGUAAAAUUAAGCUAUGGGAAGUUUAUGGAGACCGGCGCUGUCUGAGAACAUUUAUUGGUCACAGUAAAGCUGUGAGAGACAUCUGCUUCAACACUGCAGGAACCCAGUUCCUCAGUGCGGCCUACGACAGGUACCUUAAACUCUGGGACACCGAGACAGGACAGUGUAUAUCAAGAUUUACAAACCGCAAAGUACCCUACUGCGUCAAGUUCAAUCCCGAUGAAGAUAAGCAAAAUCUCUUUGUGGCUGGGAUGUCUGAUAAGAAGAUCGUACAGUGGGACAUCCGCAGUGGAGAGAUUGUUCAGGAAUAUGAUCGGCAUCUGGGGGCUGUCAACACGAUUGUUUUUGUUGAUGAGAACCGAAGAUUCGUGAGUACAUCUGAUGAUAAAAGCCUACGAGUUUGGGAAUGGGAUAUCCCUGUGGAUUUUAAGUACAUAGCAGAGCCCAGCAUGCACUCAAUGCCCGCAGUGACUUUGUCUCCAAAUGGGAAAUGGCUAGCAUGCCAGUCAAUGGACAACCAAAUCUUAAUUUUUGGAGCACAGAACAGAUUCAGAUUGAAUAAGAAGAAAAUAUUUAAGGGCCACAUGGUAGCAGGCUACGCUUGUCAGGUAGACUUCUCACCAGACAUGAGCUAUGUGAUUUCAGGAGAUGGAAAUGGGAAAUUAAACAUCUGGGACUGGAAGACCACAAAACUCUACAGUCGCUUUAAAGCCCAUGAUAAAGUGUGCAUAGGCGCAGUGUGGCACCCCCAUGAGACCUCCAAGGUCAUCACGUGUGGUUGGGACGGCCUCAUUAAGUUGUGGGAUUAAUGGGAUUAGUCCUUUCACUGUCUGGGAUCAUUUUUGAUCCAGUGUCUUAUUUAACUAUUUAAUUAUUAAAAUGUGUUGGAUGACAGUUUGAUUUAUAGGUAAUCUUUUCUUAUAUGGCCUUAUGAUGUUGGCCUAUUGUUUUUAAGAGCUUGGUAAAUUUGCCUCAGAGAAGUUCAAUAGCAACUUCAUUUUGUUCUUUAUAGAUGUUAUUUAUAUGGGGAAUGACAACUGGUUAUAUUUGACAAGUAGUUACUGUUGGCAGGCAGUUGCGUUUGUCCCUGUGAUGUCACUGAAAGGAUCAAAGGAUCGUUUUGGAGUGAAGAAAAAAAAAUGCCUAUUGGAUAUGGGAUCUUAUGGGAAAUGAUGUAGCUAACGACUCAGAAAGGUGCCAGGCACUUAACCGACCCACCCAGCAGGGUGGCAGGAAUACAGGCGGAGCCACCCACAGUCACCUACAGUCACCUACAGUCACCUACAGUCACCUACAGUCACCUACAGUCACCUACAGUCACCUACAGUCACCCACAGUCACCCACAGUCACCUACAGUCACCUACAGUCACCUACAGUCACCCACAGUCACCCACAGUCGCCUACAGUCACCUACAGUCACCCACAGUCACCCAUAGUCACCCACAGUCACCCACAGUCACCUACAGUCACCCACAGUCACCGCUGCUGAAUCAAGCUCUUGUCUUCUUCCGGUUCCAUUAUUUUUAUGGCCUUUGUAUUUUUACGUGUAAACUAGUGACCCUCAUUGGUUGCAGCUUUCUUCUAACUAUUAAGCAAUGUAAAAUUAGAAAGCAGUCCGAAGUUCCUUUCUUGACUCUCUUCCUAGUCACGAGAGACAGGACUGUGUAGACCUAAGCAGAAAGUGAGGUUGUCUCUGAAGCUGGAACUCAAGGGAACAAGCCAAGGCUUUGAAUGUUGCUUGCAAUCACUGUCUGUAAGGCCCUGGCUGCACCCAGAAAUCAGGGUCUCAGGCUCUGCUUUGCCACUGGAUGAAUAAUAAUGAGUUCCCUCUGGCCAGAGUGUGAAGACAGAGUCCAAAAUACCACUUGUAAUUUCUUUAAAGUCACAGUUUUGUCCUUAAAAUCACUCUGGUUUUACUUGUGAAUAUAAACAGUAAAACUUUUGAAUGUUAGAAAAAAAUUAAAUUUCUUUUCAGAUCUUUGAAAAACCAUUGACAUUAUAAGAAAAUGCCUGGAGCCCCCCAGUCUGAAAGGCCACGGGGCUUUCUCUUUUUUAAAUCACAUGCUGAACAUUGCACUGCCUAGCCAUUGCCAUUUCUGUGUCUUCCAGGAAGGGUGGCAUAUAGGAGGAAGGAAUUAUACAAAACCAUUCUGUCGUCCAAACCACUAUUUUAACAAAUGUGAAUUACUGGAAUGUAGUAAGAGAAAAACUUCAACAACAGUAUUGCAUGUUAACAAAUCAUAAUUUCGUAAUCUCAAUUUCUUUUAUUGUGUUUUUGACUGUUUCUAAACAGAGUAAUUGUACAUAAAAGUUUUCUCUUUUUUGAAAAGAUCCUAUUUUUGAAUAAAGCAUUCUUUUUAUAGAAA